Verticillium alfalfae VaMs.102 is the source of this 303-nucleotide messenger RNA. RefSeq lists its product with no specific name. The record is from RefSeq and is a predicted model, not a curated record. The transcript has a single exon. Bases 1 to 303 code for a protein of 100 amino acids. Lineage: Eukaryota; Fungi; Ascomycota; Sordariomycetes; Glomerellales; Plectosphaerellaceae.
AUGAACGACAGGAAGGGACCUACCCAGGUCUCUUGCCUUGCCUUGGGCUUUGAGGACGUAUUCCUGGCGGUGGGCAAACUGCACCAGCACCAGUACCAGCAACGCCAGCACGUUGACCUCAUUCUGUCUUGCAUCCAUGCACCAGAUCUGCCCAUGCAUAGCACCACCAUCAGCAGCACCACCACUACAUUGAUUCGCCUCGACACCAACAGCUCCAGGGCGGCUUCUGCUUUCGUCUGUCUGGAGGCCUGUGAAGCCUUGUCGAUACAAGGUCGCACCACGAUAACCCAGGACUGCUACUAA